CGAUCAUCGCUACUCCACUAGUACAGUACUGCCAUAAUACCAUUCAUCAGUAGACGCAGCCUGAAUUUCUCCUGCUUGCUACAAUGGAAGGAAGAAUCAGGGACGGCCAUCUUGGGAUUAGUCCGCCGCGAUAUAGAGGUGUACGACAACGGAAAUGGGGGAAAUGGGUGUCCGAAAUCCGGGAGCCUGGCAAGAAGACAAGAAUUUGGCUCGGGAGUUAUGAGAUGCCUGAAAUGGCGGCGGCCGCAUACGACGUUGCAGCAUUGCACCUUAGAAGACGUGGGGCGCAACUAAAUUUUCCUGAGAUGGUGGAUAUUUUGCCCCAGCCAGCGAGCUCUAGCGCAGAGGAUGUGCAAAUGGCGGCACAAGAGGCGGCUUUGCUGUUUCGCAGACCAAUGAAAUGCUCGGAGGCUGUAAGCGGCGAUUCCAGUGUUGGUGGUGGUUUAGGUCCUGUUAGGGUUGGGUUGUCACCGAGCCAAAUUCAAGCUAUAAACGAGGCACCAUUGGACUCACCAAAAAUGUGGAUGGAGUUAGCUGGGGCUCUUCUGCUGGAAGAGCCUAUGAUCAUGAGUGAUGAUAUUGAUGUUGAGUAUAGAGAUGAGCGGGGAGAAAUGCAGCAUGAUUCCAUUUGGGAUUAUUAAUCAUAUACAAUUAUUUAUUUCGUGUUUUAUUACUAUAUUAUAUAUUAUUUAUAAUGAUAAAUAUUUGACUAUACUAAUGUAAUGAUGGGAUUGAUCAAUUUAAAAACUGGCUAAUCUCUCCGAUAUUACAUUAGAGUCAACAAGAUUUAAUCAAGCUUUCUCCAUCCUUUGAUCUUUUUCUUUUUUA
This is a messenger RNA of Populus nigra (black poplar), 828 nucleotides long. Its product is annotated as ethylene-responsive transcription factor ERF022-like. The record is from RefSeq and is a predicted model, not a curated record. Gene Ontology annotation, molecular function: DNA binding; DNA-binding transcription factor activity. Gene Ontology annotation, biological process: regulation of DNA-templated transcription. Lineage: Eukaryota; Viridiplantae; Streptophyta; Magnoliopsida; Malpighiales; Salicaceae. The coding region runs from base 84 to 641 and encodes 185 amino acids. The transcript has a single exon.